GUUGGGAACAUAGCAGCUGGCGCAGUCAUUGUGUUAUAUUAUCGGUAGAACGCUGUUAGUCUCACACUCCUCUGCUUCUGUUGGUUGCGUGUCAGGAGAGUGAGGAAGGUUCACCAUGUGUCAACGUUGGUUACUACUUGGUCUUGUGGCGGCGUGUUGCUUCACCCUGGCUGUGGCCGCCCCUAACAUCGUCUUUAUCUUCGCUGAUGACCUAGGGUGGCAUGAUGUGUCGUGGCACAACGAGUAUGUGAUAACACCCAACAUGCAGGAACUGGUGGACACUGGUGUUAUGUUGGAGCAGAGUUACGUCCAGCCCCUCUGUACUCCCUCACGCUCUGCCUUGAUGACUGGACUCUACCCCUUCCGUAUUGGCAGACAGGGGAGGCCAUUGAUGAACGGUGACCCGACAGGCCUCACCCUGGAACGAACACUCUUCCCAGAGAAGUUGCAAGACCUAGGCUACGUAACCCAUGCGCUUGGCAAGUGGCAUUUGGGCUUCUGUGACUGGGCCUACACCCCUACCGAGCGUGGCUUUAACACCUUCCUAGGGUUCCUGGGUGGUGCAGAGACCUACUUCACUCACAUGCAUCAAGAGGGAUACGACUUCAGGGACCAGAAGGAAGUGGCGUUUGAGGCCAAUGGCACCUAUUCUGCCUACCUGAUUGGUGACCGAGCUGUGGAGAUCAUUGAGAAUCACGAGGACCCCAACAAGCCGUUCUUCAUCUACCUGGCCAUGCAGAACGUACACAGCCCCUUUGAGCUGGGCUACUACCCUGACGAGGAAGACCCUGCUCGUCAAACCCUGCUGGCGAUGGUGACGGCGAUGGACGACCAGGUGGGACGUGUGGUGAAGGCUCUCAGGGACUCUGGCCAUUAUGACAACACCAUCAUCAUCUUCUCCAGUGAUAACGGCGGCGUCGCAAAUGCUGGAUCCAGCAACUACCCACUCUACGGGGGCAAAUCUACCAUGUGGGAGGGAGGUUGCCGUGGCGCUGCCUUCAUCCAUAGUCCCCUGCUCGAGAACAUCCCGCGGGUGCACGAGGGCCUCUUGCAUGUCACUGACUGGUACAACACCCUCCUGGAAAUCGGUGGGGCCAUAGACGCACCCUCCAAUGACGGCUACUUCCAGUGGGACGCCCUCAGGACUGGCACUGUGCCCUCACCAAGAAACUCGUUUAUCUACAAUCUCAACAUCAUGAACGACGGCAGUGCGGCUGGGGCCAUCAGGGUUGGUGAUUACAAGUACUUGAAGGGACAACAUAAAAGCAAAAACGAAACUGAAACCUCAUACCUCUUCAACAUUAAAGAUGACCCCAGUGAAGCGAAUAACCUGGUAGAGGAGGACCCAGUGCGAGCUUUCGAGCUGGAGGCACUCUUGCUGGCUGAGCUGACAGGUCUAGUGCCCGUCGACCAACCUGAUACCGACCCCGACUCUGACCCUAGCAACUAUGGUGGUGUUUGGACCCCAGGCUGGUGCGACCCUUAUUAGACUAUUGGACUUUGUUCGGGAAAAUGUUAAAAUCUAUAUGUAGAUAAGAUUUCUUAACCCUUUCAGGAAUAAUCAAUUAUAUGAUAUUUCAAGUAGCAAUCAAUAAUGACUUAUUGAACCUGAGAGGCUGACAAGUAACAGACUACAAAUGAUAACUGGCUUAAGCCAAUUAGCAUUAUACAGGUAGCACGCGACCUGGUUAAGUGGUAAGAGACAUGCGAUCUUGUCUUAAAACUUACAAGGAGGACGCCAGCACCAUGCAGGCAGUGCAGGAGAGGUAACUCAAACAGCACACCUGACACGGUACUUCCAGCUGUAUAACCUGUCACUCCGGUCGAAAUGAUUGGCGCCUCCACGAGAGCAACAUUCACAGCCGAGAAAAAAAAAAUAGCGGCAGCACAGCAAGAAACUUGGAUUUGUGGUAACAGUAGUCUGUCUACUCUCGACCCAGACAAAAAAUGGUUCACUGAUGAAAAUUGUUUUUCAUCCUUGGAGGUCUCGCCACACACGAUAUCACCCACGACACACAGUUAGACAACAGUGCUUUUUUGGAUGUGGUGUACAACGAAAGAUACAGGCGAGCUGGUUCAAGACAGUUAACCCAAACACACCAGAAACGUUAUGGAGGACUGUUAAAAUGUACAGUCGCCCACAAAAGUUGUGUCGGCGCCCAACGCUGUCCGCGAACUCCGUCUUAAACACAUUAUAUGCAUUUUCAAACUAUUUAAAACUAUGACCAUACUUAAUUAUUAAUUUAAAAAAUUCAUCUUUGUUUCAGAUUUGCACUUUAUUGUGAUUGUGCAUAAAUGAAGAAGAACAAUACAACUUGGUUAGGGAAAUAUGUGAGAAUAAAAGAAAACUAAAUUUCUUGAUGACUUACACAUGGAGAUCAGUGGCGGGGCCAACCAUUAUUGGCAAUUACAUCCCGUAUACCUCCCAGGGACUGCUGCUACUUGUCGUCACACUGGCUCACCUUUCCUCAACACUUCCCAUUCCUGAUUUACAUGCUGUAACAAUUGUUGGGACGUCCUUUCUUGCGAUGGCUCCCACGCGCUCACUAUGUUUGCUCACAUAUUCUCGAUAGAAGUCAUGUCACAGGUAUUACUUGAUCAGGCAAGAAGUUCUAUGUUCCUACGGUCCUAAAACCACCACAUGACUGUCCUUGCUGUAUGAAUAGGGUCAAUUAUCAUGCAUACACACAACUCUCGGGAAAGGAGAAAGUGUAGGUCCGCAAUGAGGGAAGCAUAAACUCCUCCAGGAUCACCAAAUACUGUACUAGUCAGUCCUCAACUCGCUGACACCAUGCAGGUUGAAGCCAGCCCUCACACUGCUGCUGACGUGGCUGCUCCGCCCAAUUAUAUACCAUCUCGUGCAACCUGAAAUUGUGAAUGUAUUUUUUGCUGAAACUAUAAUUAUAGAGAUAAUAUAAAUGAAAAACUUG
Homarus americanus (American lobster) is the source of this 2930-nucleotide messenger RNA. RefSeq names its product arylsulfatase I-like. Lineage: Eukaryota; Metazoa; Arthropoda; Malacostraca; Decapoda; Nephropidae. Bases 116 to 1489 code for a protein of 457 amino acids. The record is from RefSeq and is a predicted model, not a curated record. The transcript has 11 exons.